GAGGUAGGUUUUCGUGGGUACUUUAACUCAAGCCUUGCAGCCUGCAUGAUGUUUCAUUAAUAAUGCGAAAUGGAGAGAAACCAUAGUCCAGUCAACGGUUAUAUCUAGAUUUAUUCUGAAUUCUGAGGGAGUGAGGAGUAUAAGGAGCUUGGAUCAGAGCGUAACUGAACUGAGAUAUUCAUUGAGCAGUAAUGGUCAACAUAUCAUUUUGAAAUGGAUAACCUGGAAGAUGCUGUUUUAGAUGAAAUAGCGCUUGAAGGUUUGAAUGGAGUGACUCUAGAAAGCUUAUGGGAUCUUUUGGAGCAGAGACUAGCUUCGUUUGAUUUCAAGUGUGAUGAUUACAUGAAGAACUUCAUCUGGGAGGACUUACUUUGUCACCAUGAAACUAUUUCUUUCUACACCGUACCAGAAGAACUUUUACAGCUAAAUGAAAAUGAUGUCAAGGAAAGGAGACCUUCUAGAAAGAAAGGACAACUGAAGAUCCAGCAGACAAGUGGACUGAUAGAAGACCCGGUCAGAAAAGAGAUGGGAUACUGUCCAUUCUACAAAGAGAGGCAAGAUGUCACAGCAGAAAUACGCAAAGAUGCCAAGUCAGGUUCUCUCAGUCUACAGCAAGUUACAGAGAAAUGGGGACAUUGUUUGAUGCUAGUUGCGAGUCAGGAAGCCCGACUACAUGCUAUUCUAUCACCAGUCAGCAGUGUAGAUUUACCCCUUAACACUACUUACUAUUGCUGUUUGGAGAUUGCUGGAAAGAACAGGUACCUAGGAGUAUCUACACAGAUUAUCUCUACCAAGUUUGAUGUUACCUUCUCAUAUGUCUUCCACAUGUUCAAGAAUUUGGUGAAGCUUGGUGUUAUCACCAAAGAGGUGAAGGGAAAUAUUGCAUACAUCUACCUGAUUCGAUUCAAGAGGCAACCAGUCAAGGAAGUCUCACUUACUAGCAUGAUAUUGGACUAUAUAAAGGACCAACCAAACAGUAUGGUGCCCAGAUACGAGUUGGUGGACUUUGUGCUGAGUUACGAUUAUUCCUAUGGGCAGUUCAAGAAAGUUCUGAAGAAUCUUAAAUCCAGCAAGGUUGUAGAAGCAGUGUCCAUACCUGCCAAAGAACUGCCUCAAUACUGCCCUGAGACAGUGCAGUCUGUGAAGGAGUUUAAGUUAAGAAUGGUUCAGGAAGAAGACAAUACAAACAAAGAGAGGAAUCCCGAAGAUUUCCAAAUAGUGUGUGUUCGUCUUUUCAAGCAGGGAGACAUUACUGAUGAUAGUAUUGGGAAUGAUGGCGAUGAUGAUGCUGAUGAUGAUGAUGACAUUUUCAAUAGAGAUAUUGACUUGUCUAAGUUGCCUUUGGAUAUGGAACUGUCAGAUGUUCAGCAGGUAUAUUACUACACAGAGAAGAAACAGAAUGAAUCACACGGUGUUUCUCUGAACGAAGUGGUGCACUCUUUAGUGAUGGAGAGAACAUAUGUGAGAAUAAUCAUGAAGUUAUUAACCAGAGACAAAUUGGUGAAGCCCUUAAAUUUCACAACAGGAAAAGCAAGGGUGUUGAGAUUCUUCACUCAGCGUGGAUUGGAUGAAGCCACAGUUCCAGAAGAAGUUCUGAAGCUGUAUCAACAGCAAAAAACGAUAACUCUUGAUGAGAAGCAGACACCAGAAAAAGAUGAUGAGGUAUCACAGGUCCCAUCACUGAUGGAUACAGGAGAGCCAUCAGAUCCAAUAAAAUCAUCACCAGGAGACUCAAAUACAGCAGGCAAAUCAAAGGCAGUAUCCAGAAAGCCAGGUACAUCAUUUGCAAGGACAUUUGAGAAUCUUGAGAGAAGUCGAUUGGUACAGGAUCUUGUAACGACCCAUCAUAUUUUAGAGGAACACAACCUACUCAAGCAUGUCAGGGCAAAGGAAGCAGAAUCUGGGCUUACAGCAAUUUGUUGUAGAAAGUCAUUACACAGGAUGAUACUAAACAUGGCUGAAGAAGGGAAAGUGAAUUACUUAACAAAGGAAAUCAAGCGCAAGGGCAAAAAUGGAAUUAGAACAGAAGUAAUCAAGAUUGUGUCUGUUGCUUCGAUCAAAGAUGGCGAUCCUCGUGUUCAAGAUCUGUUGGAAAAGAUAAGCCCCAAACAACAAUUUGGUACUCAACCAGUUAAAGUUCCUCUCAUGUAUCGGAAAUUAAAGAGUUCUGGAAAACCAAAAAUAGCAAUGUCGGACCUACUUAAAAGCAAAAUGUGCCAUAGCCUUGAGAAUAGAAAGAAUAUGGAGAGGUACGGAUUCUGUUCCAAGAUGGAGAGAGCAGAAGCCUUACACAAGUAUCUAUGGUACCUCUUGUAUGGGACCAAGAAAGAAGGAGUAUCCAAGCUGGAGCCAGUGGAGAGAUUGUCUACAAAGGAGAAAAGAGCAUUACCUGAAGGAUGCAACGAUGAGACAGAAGGACAAGCUAAUAUUAUGUUAGCCGAGAGGAUCAGAAUGACUGCAGCUGCCAAUGAUAAAAGUCUGGUUUCGAAUAAUGAGGGUAAGGUUGAGAUGGUAGAGAGUCCUUCUAGCAUUGAGUGUCAUCUGGAUACCGAAGACUGGCGGCGAUAUGUCACCCCUGGUAUACAGCAUAUUGGGUGGGCAAAGGGAUGGGCAACCAUGAAUGACAUCUUGUGUACCCUGCCAUUGUCGAUCUUUGUCAAGGUCAACUCAGUGACAAACGAGGUACCUGGAUUGGAUGAGGCUUUAAAGCAUCCAAGGAUAAAACAUUACCCCAUCAAUAUCAUACAUCUUCAGCUCUUUUAUGGUUCUGAUGUCAACCGUGUCAUCAACAAUGUUCAUGCCUGUCUUCUAAAUCUCAGUGGCAUGGGACUGCUAUAUUUUGAUUGUCAUCAACGACUCCAGAACAGAACUCGUGUGAACUUCUACUUGUGUCGAACUGGAUCAUUUUUAGACACUACCAGCUCUGCCACUGGGUCUAUUCAAGUUGAGGAGAAGGCCUAUCCAAAGAGAAGCUAUAACUUCACUUCAAUGGAGAAUGUUGAACAGUUCUGGCUUGACUUUAAAAUGAACUGCUUCACCACGCCUUUAGGUGCAUUCAAAUAUGAAGGUCCCAAAGAACCUGCCAAGGACAAAAAGAUGUUGAUAAUGGUAGCAGAGACUAUUCACCAAGUUCCUCCUGAGCCAGUCACUAUUCCUGGAGAUGGUCGUGGAGCCGCUGGACUGGAUACAACCUUCUAUGCGCACCGAUGUAGUAACUGGGACAGGAUUAAAUGUCAUAAACCAAAGAAAAAAACAGGAAAGGUUUUGGUGAAAUCAGAAAUAAAAAAAGAAGCUGAAGAGACAGUGCAAGACCUUGCUUCAGAGGGAGGAGGAGCCAAGCGCAAAGAAAGAGGGAAAGUAAUGAAAGUAUUGGCCACGGAGCAUAAGAAGGCAACGGCAGGUGGCAAAGGUCAAAAGCGAAAGCGCCAGAAAGCCAAACCAACACCAGAUAAACCACAAGUAAACAACGAUGUUUCAGUUCCAGAACCAGCUGAUUCAGGCUUUUCAGAAAGGGCUUUAUCAGACCAACGCAUUGCAGAGAAAGCUGAUGAGAGAAGCAAAGAGCAGAAGAAAGUUGCAUCAGAUUCCGGACCAACAGAUGCAGACCUGGUAGCUGCAGAAACAGCAGGAGGAAGCAAGGUAAAGAAAAUAAACCAGAGAAGCGAGGAACAGAAGAAAGUUGGAUCAGAUCCUGCAUCAACAGAUGCAGACCUGGUGGAAGGAGAAAGAGACAAAAACAGGAUAGAGAAAGCAAACAAGAAAAGCAAAGGACAAAAGAAAACAGGACCAAAGAGAACACCAAGGAGUCACCUUGCUCAUGAUCUCCAUAUCUAUGAUGAGACAGAUAUGCAAGCUAAACAGACGAAGAUUCUUAAGAGGGUCAAGUGGAGUGCAAGAGAAGACAAUUUACUUCUUUUAUGUGGUUUGGCUCUUCGCUUUUUGAAAGUCAAGGUUACAAAGUGUGGCCCAUUGAAGCAUUAUGUACAUAUGUCUGAAGUUCGCAAUUUGCUUCGGGAAAAUCUUGAGGAAUCCUGCGAUAAGACAUCGGAAUCAUGUGCUCGUCGGAUAAGAGUUCUUCUAAAAAAUGACACCAAUAUGUCAAACUUCACUGUCUGCUUAGCUGACAUCCAUGCAGACUUGGAGAUCAUGUCAAAGUUCAUGUCGGGGGAUAAAACCUUUGGUAAUGAGGCUGCACGACGCAAAGAAUUCAGAGACCUCUGUAUGGUACUUAGCAAGAAGUUUGAGUCCCAAAGUAAGGAUACCAUUUUAGCAAUACCUUCAACUUUGGAGGAGCUCUAUCUGAACUAUGAUUUGAUAAACAGCAACAUUCCUGUUGCCAUGACAAUGAAAGAGAUUGAAUCCAUGGAUGUCAAGUCAGAAGAAGAUAUCACACACCAUCUCCUUUUAACAGUUGUACUAAUAUCACUGCUAUCACAUCACUUCAGACAAGGAGAGAUGAAACAGAUCUACUAUGCUUUGAAGCAAUAUGAUACAAAGCAACUACAGAGGGCGCUAGAUACCCUCAAAAGCCAUGGCUUUACGGGAAGGAAUCGUGGUAUGCAGGAUGUGUCGAGUCCCCAACGAGCCUUGCAUGCAAUGCCUAUGUCCUUCCAGUUCACCAAGACAUUCUUCAAUCUUUUCAAAGUGCCUAGUAUUCCUGAAAAGAUCUUGGAUGAAACAAGUAUGGCUCUUGAUGACAUUGUUGCAUGGAAACGAGAUGAAUGUUCUGCACCUACUCUGGCACUAGAUAAAAUGAAGGGAAACAGAUCUAGUUUGCUAUGUAUUCCAGCUCUGGAACUGGCAUAUGACUCAGUGGACAUUCCGAAGGAAAUUAUAUCAUUAGACCUGAGUGCUAGCGAGAGAGCACAUCUACAGAAGAGACAUGAAGAAGAAAUGUUGUUGGCCAUUGAAGAGGGUGACUUUGAGGAGGAGGAUGAUGACAGUAUUUCAGGGAAAUCAAGAGAAGGGAAGCGAAAGGCAUCAGAAAUCAGUGAGAAUGUAGCUCCAAGGAAGCUGAGGAGGCACCUUGUGGCAACUGCUGGACGGAAGAAGGUAGCAUUUGUCAGAACAGCACAUGAAGAAUGGAGUCAGAAAGUGGCCGACAAACAGCAGACGUCAGAACAAGGGAAUAAGAAGGUUGCAAUGAAGUCACUGAUUCCUCGAUUAUUGGGUGAUGUGAAGAAGGAGAUGAACAGUGUGGAUGCGAGUAGUGUCAAACCCACUAUGCCAUCUCGAGCAGCUGUUGCUCUUGAUGCAGCAUCAGCAGCUAGACGAUCUCUUGCCUUGGACCAUGAUUACUUCAUGCCUAAAGUAGCACAAACUCCAGAGACGUGCCAAGAUGAAAUCAAUCCUGAAGACUCCUCUCAGGAGACUCCAAGAGAAGAAUUACCUUCAGAUGAUUCCAAGCAGGUCGAUGACACAGCUUCUGUGAACUCAGCUUCAACUGACGGAACACCCAGGGCUACAAAAUCUAGUUCUUUCUUUAAUUGGUUGACCAUGAGAGGGUUUCUGACCCAGGAUUACACCAAGAAGCCUCAAAAUAUCCACGAGGACAUCAUUGUCCGUAGAUGUAGUGUUUUCAUGACACCGACCCCAAGUCUUAUCAGUAUUCUAGACAGGUUUCAUGUGCCUUCUAGACAAGAACAUAAUGAUCAAGAUAAAGUGCGUAGCAUAAAGGACACUUCCCAUCAAAGAACUGGCAGUUCGCAACCUAGCAUUUCUUCAAGUGAAGAAAACAGCAUGGACAUUGAAAGGACAGGUGAUGAUGGUAAUCAACAAACCCCUAUCCAAUCCAGGAAUGGCACCAAUGGAGGGGAUCUAGUUCCAAGGGAAAAGUCCAUGAGCCCCUCAAGGCAUUCAGAAAGCAAGGCUAGAACUAGUAAAAGUACAACAUCACAAUAUGUGCAGACCCUUGGUGAAUUGAUUCACCAGCCCUGUGGACCAGUUGUGGCAUUUCUUGGUCCUCACACUAGCAGUGAUUUCAAACCAAGCUUCAGGUACACCAUGAACAACCCUCGUAGGAGUCUGGAAGACGUUUGCAAAGGACAUGAAGACCAUUCACAUAUGUUGACUAUCUACCAACUUGUUAAGGCAGCAGGAUCAUUAGGUCUUACCUAUCCCCGGCUUCUUCAUGCCAUCCAUCCGAAUACACACCAUGCAAGGAACAGAGUAUUCAGCUGUUUGAGGAUCUUGCUUCAAGAACAGUUACUCCUAGAGGUGGGUACCUCUGUUGUGAGACUUGUGGCACAGAAGAAUGCUUCCAAGUGGUUACUAAAAUCAGUAAAGAUAGUACCAUUGCCUACCACCAGCACCCCUCCAGAUAACAGUGGUUUGGCCAGUCCAGCAAAGAAGACUAAAGUACCAGAAGAAUCCAUUUCACAGGGAGGGACGAUGAAUGGUGAUAAUUCUGUUAGGGACAAGCAAGACGUUCAUUGUGAAACUCACUCCUCAAAUCAAGUGCCAACAGAUGAGAUACUCCUGGCAGCUUCUAUUAACAGGAGAGGGGAGGGGGAAGAGUUUGAGAGAGACAAAGAGGUAUCAGAAGAAAAUCGCUUAGCAGAGACUAUAGCUAAAGAUGAUGAUGAAGCAUUAGUAUCGAAGGGAAAGAAACGGAAGAAAGGUGACAAGAAGGAAAAGAUACAAGCGGUUGAAGUGAAAUAUGAACAAGUGUCCAUUCUGUGCCAUCCCUGGACGAACAUUGAUGGGUCAGUCAGCAUCAAGUCACUCAUCUUAUUUCUAAGUAGUGUUGGAUUGAUGAUAAUAUCUAAGCCAGGAAUCAAAGAGAGUGAUAUCUUUCAACAUUACCAGUCCUGCAUGUCUCCAGUAGAUUGCUUACACCUCUUCAAGAUCUUGAUGAAUGCAGAUAUCAUCACUAGGCAUUCGACAUACACCAGCACAAAACUGAAUCUGUUUGGAGCUCCAUUGAACACUAAACCCAAGGUGGUUAUCUUCUACCAACCAACAGUAGCAGCACUUUUGAAUUUAACACUGCUGAAAAACAAUCUUGCUAAUUCAGAUAAAGAGGAGAGCUAACUCAUCUGAUUGUGGACUUGCCUUGAACAUUAGACUCAUGGACACACUCAAGUACCUCUGGACCUUAGGGAUCCCUGAUGAAAUAAACAAUUGACAGGAAACCUCUAUGAAUCCAAAGAAAGUAGCUGAUUU
Molecule: messenger RNA, 7164 nt
Organism: Lytechinus variegatus (green sea urchin)
Lineage: Eukaryota; Metazoa; Echinodermata; Echinoidea; Temnopleuroida; Toxopneustidae
Gene: gtf3c1
Product: general transcription factor 3C polypeptide 1-like
Exons: 36
Coding region: 214-7032 (2272 amino acids)
Biological process (GO): transcription initiation at RNA polymerase III promoter; 5S class rRNA transcription by RNA polymerase III
Cellular component (GO): transcription factor TFIIIC complex
Molecular function (GO): DNA binding
Source: RefSeq, a predicted model, not a curated record